AUGGUUUCUCCAAAAACCCGAUACUUAGUUUUCUUUCAGUACUUUGGCAGUAAAUAUAGUGGGGUCAUGGGGACACCAACAGAUCAGUCACUGCUUGGAGUCCAGAAUUACAUGGAGAAGGCAGCGCAGAACCUAAAAUCCAUCAUUCCCAUCAAGUUCCACAUCUCGAGCCGCACGGACACGGGUGUCCACGCGCUCUGCAACUCUGCCCACGUCGACAUCCAGAGGGCCCCGGGGAAGGCCCCGCUCCAUGCCCGGGAGCUCGUCCGCAGCCUCAACCACCACCUGAAGCCGGAGCCCAUCCGCAUCCUGAGCGCUCACCGCGUGGCCGACAGCUUCCACGCACGCUUCUCCGCAUGCUCCAGGACCUACGUGUACCGGCUCCUGCUGGGCUGCUCCCAUCACUCCGAAAUCCCAGUGUUUGAAAGGGAUCUCUGCUGGGCUCCGGCAGGAGGCUCCCUGGACGUGCCGGCCAUGCAGGACGCAGCAGGGUUCCUGCUGGGCACCCACGACUUCAGCACCUUCCGCUCGCUCAGCUCGGAAACACCCCUCAAGUCUCCGGUGAGAACCAUCCUCCAGGCAGACAUCCGACCCUCCGCUGGCCUCCUGUCCCACCACUAUGAGUACAGGGGACUGGAGUUUUGGGAGCUGGAGUUCAGGAGCAGAUCGUUUCUCUACCGACAGGUCCGAAGAAUGGCUGGGGCCCUUGUUGCCGUUGGCCAGGGGAAGUUAUCACCUCGUCACAUAAAAGAGUUAUUGGAAAAAAGAGAUUCCCAGGCUUUUCCACCUCAUGCUAUGGCUCCACCAUCCGGCCUCUUCCUAAAAUCUGUAGCAUAUAACGAAGCAGACUUGGAGACAGGAACGACGGCAGAAUAG
Tinamus guttatus (white-throated tinamou) is the source of this 876-nucleotide messenger RNA. RefSeq names its product pseudouridine synthase like 1 (gene PUSL1). Gene Ontology annotation, molecular function: pseudouridine synthase activity; RNA binding. NCBI's taxonomy places the organism in Eukaryota, Metazoa, Chordata, Aves, Tinamiformes, Tinamidae. Gene Ontology annotation, biological process: tRNA pseudouridine synthesis. The record is from RefSeq and is a predicted model, not a curated record.